AUGAAGAGCUUCAGCACCCUCCUCCUCGCCGCGACGGGCGUCAUGUCCGCCGCCGUCGGCAAGCCCGUCGAGAAGCGCACCACCGGCAACGACCUGAAGUACAACAGCAGGAUCAUGAACUCGGCCGCGUACGGACGGUUCCUCGACACCGAGAUCGUCUCGGCGACCAACCUGCACACCCGCCAGGAGCCCGAGCCCGACGCGAACCGCGCCGUGAUCACCCCGGAGAACAUCUUUGUGCUCCAGUGCACCGAGCCCGGUUUCCGCGGCGACUGCCUCGUCUUCGGCGCCAGCCCCGGCGUCUGUGUCUCCUACUUCGACUACCAGGCCGGCAACUCGACCCAGAUCAGCUCCCGCUUCAACGACAACGUCACCUCCGUGUCCACCAACACCGGCGGGAAGUGCCAGUUCUUCAAGUUCCGCGGCUGCAACGACAAGGGCGACGACCGCGGCCUCACGUCCUCGUACAACUACAACCUGGGCGUCUCGCUCCCCGACGACCCCCGCACCGUCGAGUACGAGAACGAGAUCACCUCGUGGAGGUGUUAG
Colletotrichum higginsianum IMI 349063 is the source of this 549-nucleotide messenger RNA. RefSeq lists its product as uncharacterized. Bases 1 to 549 code for a protein of 182 amino acids. The record is from RefSeq and is a predicted model, not a curated record. The transcript is spliced from 4 exons. Lineage: Eukaryota; Fungi; Ascomycota; Sordariomycetes; Glomerellales; Glomerellaceae.